Molecule: messenger RNA, 1533 nt
Organism: Prorocentrum cordatum
Lineage: Eukaryota; Dinophyceae; Prorocentrales; Prorocentraceae
Source: the annotation of a GenBank genome assembly
AUGUCACGUUCUGCUCUGAUUGUCGGUAUCCUCAUUCUGUCCUUCGUGGUGGUCAGCCUCGUCAGUGGUAGGGGGGAGUUUGGGGUCAACAGGAUCGGGAAGGACCAGCGCCAGUCCCAGCCGAACCCCAUCGACGACCUCCAUCGGCUGAAGCAUUUGGCGGAUGGCAAGAACAAGGAUCUCCCCUCGCAUGCUGUACGUGAGAUCAUCAGUUCGUCAUGGGACAUUAUUCUCUCAGAGAAGCACGAGUCUACCCCCGCCAGCCAGAAGCUCGCCAAGGUGGAGCAGGAGGCUAGUUUCUAUGAGCAGAUCCAGCAUGACAUCUCGGCGGAGCAGGCUACGAAGGCGCGCGUCGGCCAGCUCAAGCUCUUUGUUACUUUCCUUGCGCGUCGGACCCGCGACGCGUUGCAGGUGCCGCGAGCUAGCGAUGAGAUUUAUGCCGUGGCGAACUCCACCGGGCUCCUAGAGUAUGUCAAGAUAGGACUCAAGGAGUUGGCAGGUACCCCCGAGUGGAGUCCAGGCAAUUUAGGUGUUUCCUGCAUCGCGGGGCGUCAUCAGCAGCACCCACGCGCGAGAGGGGUUCGCAAGAAACGCACGGAGCUUUCCAUGCGGGGUAUCUCCUGGCGGAAGGCCCUCAAGGUCGCUCUCUCGCGUGUGGCCGAGCUCCUGCCCGCCGCGGGCGAUGGCGCGCCAGGCGCCCCCCAAGGGGGCGGCCACCGCCAGGGGCCCCCGCCAGCUGGACCUCGGAGGGACCAAUCGGAGGAGUCGAGGCAGCGAGGACGGCUCGCAGUCAGCCCGGGCCGCCGCUGGCGGCGGACAGGGCGCUCCCGCGCCGCAGGCGGCGGGCGCGCCCAUGAGCAAGCCUCUGGUGUUGGACCCGCUGGACAAGAAGGCCGCGCUGACCAAGGAAUCGGCGUCCCAGGACGCCUCCGAUCACGCCAAAUCGGGCAAGCUGGAGUCGAUGCCCGCCGGCUUCAAUGUGGCGCCAGUGGCGCGCGCGGAGCCUAUGCCGACCGACGACCUCGAACACCAGCUGAUGAGCACGCGGUCGAAGCUGUCGUCGCGCGGCUUCAAAAAGUCCUCGCGCCUGAGGCGGAUGUUCGACGCGCAGAUGUCCCAGCACGAGGCGGCUGUCGCCUCGCGCCCCACGACGGCCCCCGAGUCGGAGGAACCGCGCCCCGCGACAGCCCCCGCCCCAGCGGCGAGCGCGCCCGCCACGCCCCGCGGGCAGCCCCGCAGCCCCGAGAGCGCGGCGGCGGUCCGCCAGAGGCGCGCCCGGGAGCAGAAGGAGCUCGCCGACGCCACCAGCGCCCUCCGAAAGGUGGGGCCUGGCGGCUGGGACGCCCCCUCUUUCGCGGGCUACCGGCAGCGGUUCAUCUCCGAGGGCAUGCCCGGCGCCGUGAAAGGCCUCACCGAGCUCGCGGCCAAGUCCUCGCGCGCCGCCCUGGACGCGGGCGCCUACCGCGCCCCCGGCAGCCGCAACGGACAGGUGAGACUUCCCUUGUGCUCCGCGUUCCGGUGGAUGGACUAUGA